AUGUCCGGCGAUGUUGUGAUGUCCUCUGACGACGAUCGACCUGUCCGGCCUGGUCCAAGCAGCAUGAACGGCAAUGGGCACGUCGCGCCAAAUGGCAACGGCAAGCCCGAAGAUAGCAGCUCCUUGUUCAGCGAGGACGAUGGCGACAUCCCCCUGUCUCAGACGACCCGAACGAAGUCUGAACCGCUGACUCCCGAUGUGCGCACUAAAAAGCGCAAGAAGGCCCCAGUAUUCUCGUCUUCGAGUGAAGAUGAUACUCCGCUCAAAUCGUCUCCGGCAAAGCAGACGAAGUCAGCCGCGGUUCCCAUGCCUGGAGCUGUUAAAGCUACCGCCGUACACGCGCCGAACGGGAAGGGAGCUACGAGCAAGGCCAAAAGCAGCAAGGUCUCGCCUCGGGGUGGCGGCGGGGACUCUGACGACGACGUGCCGGUGGCUAAGCGGAAGCGCGUGACCACAAAUGGUAAGGGCAGGCCCGCGAAGAAGCGCGUUAAGAAGGAGGAGAGCGAUGACGACCUUGGGCCAGAGUCCGAGGACGACAAGCCGAUCGCAGUCAAGAAGCCGGCGGCGAAGGGGAAGCGCAAGCUCAAGGAGGAGAGUGAUGCAGACGACGAAGAAGAUAGCAAGCCUCUGAAGAAGACUCCUGCCAAGCGGGCUUCAGCAAAGAAGGCGAAAGAGGAGGAGGCAUCAAGCUCGGAGGCGCCUCAAUCGAAGAAGAGGGCCGCGAAAGCGAAGAAACAGGAGGAAGAGGAGGAAGAUGUGUACAAGUGGUGGGAACAGCAGCAGGCCAACGGUGACGGGUCUGAGAAGUGGCAAACCUUGGAGCAUAACGGGGUGUACUUCCCCCCUCCGUACGAGCCCCUGCCAGCCAAUAUCAAGAUGAAGUACAAUGGCAAGCCCGUGAAUCUUUCAUCUGUCGCCGAAGAAGUUGCCGGAUUCUAUGCUGCGCUCCUUGAGACAGAGCACGCGAAGGAUGCCAUCUUCAACAAAAAUUUCUUUGAAGAUUUUCUGCAAGUUCUCAAGAAGGAUUCUCCACGCGAUGGCACAAAGAUCACGAAGUUCGAGCUCUGCGAUUUCCGUCCUAUGUAUGAGCACUUCGAGCUACUUAAGGCGCAGAAGAAAGCGAUGAGCUCCGCAGAGAAGAAGGAAGCGAAAUCAAAGAAGGACGCACUGGAGGCCCCGUUCACACACUGCGUCCUCGACGGACGAAAGGAGAAGGUCGGUAACUUUAGGGUCGAGCCUCCAGGGCUCUUCAGAGGACGUGGUGAACAUCCGAAAAAGGGCCGCCUGAAACUUCGCGUUCAUCCCGAAGAUGUUACAGUUAACAUUGGGGGAGGCAUCCCGAUACCGAAGCCCAACGUUCCCGGCAACUGGAAGGCCGUCGUGCAUGAUAAGACUGUAACAUGGCUCGCCAACUGGGUCGAGAACGUCAAUGGGAACUACAAGUAUGUCUUCUUGGCUGCCGGCAGCUCACUCAAGGGUCAGAGUGAUAUGCAGAAGUUCGAGAAGUCCCGAGAGUUGAAGAAAUAUGUUGCCGACGUCCGCAAAUGGUACAACGAGAAGCUGAAGGAGAAGGUCAUGAAGGAGCGGCAGCUUGCCACCUGUCUGUAUUUUAUCGACGUCCUCGCUCUUCGAGCCGGUAAUGAAAAGGGCGAAGACGAGGCCGACACCGUCGGUUGCUGCUCGUUACGAUACGAGCACAUCACCUUGGAGCCUCCAAAUUUUCUAAUCUUCGAUUUCCUCGGUAAAGACUCCAUUCGCUACUACAACCGCGUCCAGGUCGACGAGCGCGUUUUCAAGAACAUCAAGAUCUUCAAAGACCAGACUUCUGAGGGCGACAUGUUGUUCGACCGAGUCGACACCGCUGAUGUUAACAAGAAGCUGUCGAGCUUCAUGAAAGGCCUUACAGCGAAGGUGUUCCGUACAUACAACGCGUCAAUUACCUUCCAACAACAACUUGACCAGGGCACGCCCGAGAAGGGUACUGUUCAGGAGAAGCUGAACGCGUACAAUCACGCUAACCGUAUGCUCCGCGGUUUCAAGUACGAGAGGAUGAAGCUCCGCCACGCGCUCUUCACCGUCGACUCGAAGUUCAAGAAGAGGAAGCCAUACGCCGAGGACGAGUCUGACCUUGACGACGAGGCUAUCGCGGAGCACGAAGAGCAAUGGAAGGCUCGUGAGCUUGAGAAAGCUGAGAAGAAGUUCCAGAAGGAUAACGAGAAGCUCGCUGAGCAGGGCGAAAAGCUACAGCCUGAGUCUGCACUGAAGGACAAGAUCAAAGAAAUAGAGAGCGAAUUCAAGCGGCUCAACAAGGAGCGCGGCACCGGAAAACAUGAGCUUAAGAGGGACAAGCCGACUGAGAAGAUUGAGGAGGCCAUACAGAAGCUCGACGAGAAGAUCAAGACGUUCAAGCUGCAGAUGGAGGACAGGGAGGCCGGCAAGGAGGUCGCUCUCGGAACGAGUAAGAUCAACUACCUCGACCCACGAAUUACUGCUGCUUGGUGCAAGAAGCAUGACGUACCCAUCGAGAAGAUCUUUUCUAAGACACUACUUCAGAAAUUCCCCUGGGCUUUGGAAGUUGAUCCGGAUUGGAAGUUUUAG
Messenger RNA from Phanerochaete carnosa HHB-10118-sp, 2598 nucleotides. RefSeq lists its product as uncharacterized. The record is from RefSeq and is a predicted model, not a curated record. The transcript is spliced from 10 exons. Lineage: Eukaryota; Fungi; Basidiomycota; Agaricomycetes; Polyporales; Phanerochaetaceae. Gene Ontology annotation, molecular function: DNA topoisomerase type I (single strand cut, ATP-independent) activity; DNA binding. Gene Ontology annotation, biological process: chromosome segregation; DNA replication; DNA topological change. Bases 1 to 2598 code for a protein of 865 amino acids. Gene Ontology annotation, cellular component: nucleolus; chromosome.